Pogona vitticeps (central bearded dragon) is the source of this 3300-nucleotide messenger RNA. The record is from RefSeq and is a predicted model, not a curated record. Lineage: Eukaryota; Metazoa; Chordata; Lepidosauria; Squamata; Agamidae.
AUGCAAACGUGGUGGGGUUGCGGGUUACUGUAUGCUUUUAAAAGGUUCUCUGCUAUAUUCCUCUUUUUUUACUCAGAUAACAAACCAAGGCCAGCAGAAUUCUUCAUCUUCAGCUAUUUCGACAGGGACCAGAACCCAGUGUGAAGCAGGAAAAGAAAACAGUUAGACACCCAAAAGGAGACAAAAAGACGGAAUGAAAGCCAACCAAUGACAGGGAAGAGUAUAUCUCCAAUUCCACAUAAAGCUGAUUAUUAACAAACUCCUGAUAGUUGGGAAAAACGUCAAGGAAAAGGAAGGAGAACGUGUAUCACAACACUGAAAUGAGCUUCAGAUAUCCAUAGACAUGGCUAUGUUGACCCAAAGGAAAAACUAAAUCAGUGAAUGGAACAUGGAAAGACUAUGAAUAUGAACAAUAAUUUUCCAGGUGAAAACCGCCCCAAGGGGGUGAAGCAGUAUAAAUGCCUCCAGUGUGGAAAGACCUUCAGCAAAAGCACUCACCUUACUACACAUAGAAGAAUUCACACAGGGGAGAAACCAUAUGAAUGCAUAGAAUGUGGAAAGUGUUUCAAUCAGAGUGAUAACCUUAAGUCACAUCAAAGAACGCAUACAGGGGAGAAACCAUAUAAAUGCAUAGAAUGUGGAAAGAGCUUCAGUCAUAGAGGUGUCCUUAGGUCACAUCAAAGAACCCAUACAGGGGAGAAACCAUAUAAAUGCAUAGAAUGUGGAAAGAGCUUCAGUCAGAGUGAUCACCUUAGGUUACAUCAGAGAACCCAUACAGGGGAGAAACCAUAUAAAUGCAUAGAAUGUGGAAAGAGCUUCAGUCAGAGUGAUCACCUUAGGUUACAUCAGAGAACCCAUACAGGGGAGAAACCAUAUAAAUGCAUAGAAUGUGGAAAGAGCUUCAGUCAGAGUGAUCACCUUAGGUUACAUCAGAGAACCCAUACAGGGGAGAAACCAUAUAAAUGCAUAGAAUGUGGAAAGAGCUUCAGUCAGAGUGAUCACCUUAGGUUACAUCAGAGAACCCAUACAGGGGAGAAACCAUAUAAAUGCAUAGAAUGUGGAAAGAGCUUCAGUCAGAGUGAUCACCUUAGGUUACAUCAGAGAACCCAUACAGGGGAGAAACCAUAUAAAUGCAUAGAAUGUGGAAAGAGCUUCAGUCAGAGUGAUAAUCUUAGGGUACAUCAAAGAACCCAUACUGGGGAGAAACCAUAUAAAUGCAUAGAAUGUGGGAAAAGCUUCAGUCAGAAUGAUAAUCUUAGGUCACAUCAAAGAACCCAUAUAGGGGAGAAACCAUAUAAAUGCAUGGAAUGUGGAAAGAGCUUCAGUCGGAGUGGUGACCUUAGGUCACAUCAAAGAACCCAUACAGGGGAGAAACCAUAUAAAUGUAUGGAAUGUGGAAAGAGCUUCAGACCUCGCAGUAGUCUGAGUUCACAUCAAAGAACCCAUACAGGGGAGAAACCAUACAAAUGCAUGGAAUGUGGAAAGAGCUUCAGUCAUUGUGGUCACUUUAGUUUGCAUCAAAGAACUCACACCGGGGAGAGACCAUAUAAAUGCAUAGAAUGUAAAAAGAGCUUCAGUCAUAGUGGUGACCUUAGGAUGCAUCAAAGAACCCAUACAGGGGAGAAACCAUAUAAAUGCAUGGAAUGUGGAAAGAGCUUCAGUACUAGUGAUAAACUUAGGUUACAUCAAAGAACCCAUACAGGGGAGAAACCAUAUAAAUGCAUGGAAUGUGGAAAGAGCUUCAGUACUAGUGAUAAACUUAGGUUACAUCAAAGAACCCAUACAGGGGAGAAACCAUAUAAAUGCAUGGAAUGUGGAAAGAGCUUCAGUACUAGUGAUAAACUUAGGUUACAUCAAAGAACCCAUACAGGGGAGAAACCAUAUAAAUGCAUGGAAUGUGGAAAGAGCUUCAGUACUAGUGAUAAACUUAGGUUACAUCAAAGAACCCAUACAGGGGAGAAACCAUAUAAAUGCAUGGAAUGUGGAAAGAGCUUCAGUACUAGUGAUAAACUUAGGUUACAUCAAAGAACCCAUACAGGGGAGAAACCAUAUAAAUGCAUUGAAUGUGGAAAGAGUUUUAAUCACAGUGGUGACCUUAGGAAACAUGAAAGGACUCACACUGGGAAGAAACCACAUAAAUGCAUUGAAUGUGGAAAGAGUUUUAAUCACAGUGGUGACCUUAGGAAACAUGAAAGGACUCACACUGGGAAGAAACCACAUAAAUGCAUUGAAUGUGGAAAGAGUUUUAAUCACAGUGGUGACCUUAGGAAACAUGAAAGGACUCACACUGGGAAGAAACCACAUAAAUGCAUUGAAUGUGGAAAGAGUUUUAAUCACAGUGGUGACCUUAGGAAACAUGAAAGGACUCACACUGGGAAGAAACCACAUAAAUGCAUUGAAUGUGGAAAGAGUUUUAAUCACAGUGGUGACCUUAGGAAACAUGAAAGGACUCACACUGGGAAGAAACCACAUAAAUGCAUUGAAUGUGGAAAGAGUUUUAAUCACAGUGGUGACCUUAGGAAACAUGAAAGGACUCACACUGGGAAGAAACCACAUAAAUGCAUUGAAUGUGGAAAGAGUUUUAAUCACAGUGGUGACCUUAGGAAACAUGAAAGGACUCACACUGGGAAGAAACCACAUAAAUGCAUUGAAUGUGGAAAGAGUUUUAAUCACAGUGGUGACCUUAGGAAACAUGAAAGGACUCACACUGGGAAGAAACCACAUAAAUGCAUUGAAUGUGGAAAGAGUUUUAAUCACAGUGGUGACCUUAGGAAACAUGAAAGGACUCACACUGGGAAGAAACCACAUAAAUGCAUUGAAUGUGGAAAGAGUUUUAAUCACAGUGGUGACCUUAGGAAACAUGAAAGGACUCACACUGGGAAGAAACCACAUAAAUGCAUUGAAUGUGGAAAGAGUUUUAAUCACAGUGGUGACCUUAGGAAACAUGAAAGGACUCACACUGGGAAGAAACCACAUAAAUGCAUUGAAUGUGGAAAGAGUUUUAAUCACAGUGGUGACCUUAGGAAACAUGAAAGGACUCACACUGGGAAGAAACCACAUAAAUGCACGGAGUGUGGAAAGAGCUUCAGUCACAGAGGUACCCUUAGGAUACAUCAAAGGAAUCAUACUGGGGAGAAACCAUAUAAAUGCAUCGAAUGUUCAAAGAGCUUUAGUCAGAAUGAUGCUCUUAGAUUACAUCAAAAGACCCAUACUGGGGAGACUGGCUCAGAGACUGGCUUGAUGCUGCAAUGAGACAGCAGGAGGAGGAUGGAGCUCUAUCUCCUGGGCUGAAUUCUGACC